GAGGCCGCAGACCUGGAGAGGAUGCAGAGGGAGUUGUUCGAGGACGAGCCCGGCCCCAGGCCGGAGGCAUGGGCGCGUGGGGAGCCCUUGCCGGACGAGGAGGGGAUCGCCCCCUCGUGGUCGCGCCCUGCUGGAGUCGCCGCUGAGGAGGGGUCGGGGGACGAGGACGUCGACGACCUCGACGGCGAGGAGGAGCUCGACGCCGAGUCCGAGGGCGAGGACGACCCCAGCGGGAAGCUCUCCGAGAGCAGCGGCGGGGAGGAGGAGCCCGAGCACGCGGCGCCGGGGCGCCCGCCGCCGUGGCCGCACGCGGGCAGGGGGCCUGGCCCCGGCGAGCCCGGCUUCGCGGCGCACGCGCGCGCGGCGCUGGAGCUCCGCGGGAGGCGUGAUGCCCAGAGGUCGGAGUGCCCCCCGCUGCUGCCCCACCAGGCCGCCGUGGCCUUCCUGCUGCAGCCAGGGUCGCCAGUGAGCCGGCUGCUGGUGGACCAGCCCACGGGCUCUGGCAAGACGCGCGAGAUGAUCGCGGUGCUCGACGGUUUCUUCUACGACCGGCGGCCGAAGAUCCCGGUGUUCCCGCGGUCCGCUGUCUGUUGGAACUUCUACGAGGAGUUGCUGCGCUGGCCAUCCCGCUACAGGGACUUCUUCUGCUUCGCCAGGCCGGAGCGGGCCGCGCUUGCCGCCGGCCUGGGCCCAGGCGGGGACUGGCGCGAGCGGCGGCCGCACUGCUGGCCGAUUGCGCGGCUCGGCGCCCCGCAGCUGCGCGCCCUGUGCCGGGAGCUGCGGGAGGUGCUGGAGAUGAAGAGCACCAUCGCGCACGGCCGGUUCCGCCCCGGCGUGCGCAGGCGGCUGCGCGCCGAGCGGCCGGGGUGCCCGCUGCCGGGGGCGCCGCUGCGCGCGCUGAGCUACGCGUCGGCGGGCGGCAGCUUUUCUGCCCUCGGGAGGGGCGGGCGCCCCCUGUCGGCGGUGCUGAAGUUCGGCUUCCGUGGGGGCCAGUGCCCGUUCUCGCACAAGGUGGUGCUGCUGGACGAGGCGCACAAUCUGGUCCGGGCGCAGACGUUGUUCGGCCGGCAGCUCGCAGAGCUGCGCCGCCAGCUGGAGAUCGCGGAAGGGAGCGUCGUGGCGGGCUUCACUGGUACGCCCGUGUCCGACGAGCCGGCGAGCGGUCGCCGCUUGUUGGAUAUCUUCAAGGGCAGAAGCAGCUCUGGCUGCGACGAGGGUUUCCUGGCCUCGCUGGCAAAGCCGCCGCCAGGGCUGUUCCCCGCUGUGUUUUCGGCCGACGGCACGGCUGAGGCGGACCUCUCGCCGCGAAUGGUGGCAGGGAUGUGCAGAGCGGUGGAGCUACGCAGUGAGACGCUCAGGUCGUAUGCCGUCAAGUCGCUCGAGAACAAGCGGCACCUGAAGGUCUACUGCAACCUCGCUUCCCACAGCACCGCUUUCCACGGUAGGACCAAGGAUGUGAUGCUGCAGCGGCCCAGAGACUGGAUGCCCAAGCUGGCCACCAUCGCCGCAGCCAUCGCCCGGAGGCGCGAGAAGGCGGCGGUGCUCGUGAGUCGACAGGGCGGGUACGCAGCGAUGUUGGCGUGCAUGCGGCAGGUUGCCGCGAGGGCGUCGCCUCCAUUCUCCGUCGUCGGCGGCGACCGCCUCGCCGACUUCAACGAUGUGGCCAAUAGCCGUGGCGAUCAGAUUCGCGCCCUCGUCGCCGAUUCUAACCAGUUCUCGGAGGGCGUGUCCUUCCGUGCCGUGCGGAGGCUAUAUUUGGCGGACGUGCCCCACAGCGCGUGCGCGCUGCGGCAGCAGUGCGGCAGGGUGGCGCGCAUGUUCGGCCACCACGACCUGAGGCCAGAGGAACGGGCAGUCGUGGUCGUCCUGCCCGUCGCCAAGCUGCCCGCCUGGGCACGGAGCCCGCUGGCCACGUGGUGUUUCGGGGCCUUCUGCCAGGCAAACUGCGACUCGGCGGAGGCCACCGACCUGGCGCAGGGGCUGCUUCAGCGCCUCGCCGAGAUGGGCAUCGGCAGCCUGGAGGGCCUGAAGGACCGCCUCCACAAGGAGCAGGGCGCGAGGCCGAGCUGCGAGGCGGCCACUGCGACAGCGCUGCCCCGAGAGACCGUCGCACGGCUGCUGCGGCAGUUCGGGCUCGGCAGAAAGAAGUACGUGGCGGACGCGUCGAACAAGAAUUUUGGGCGACUGUUCGUCCCCUUGCAGGAGGACUUGACGGUGCCCUGCCGGCUGCGGCCGUUGGCAGCCUCAUUGCAAGAGCUGCAUUGCGCUACCUCUGCGGCGCAGGCGGCCCCUGCGCUCACCGGGCGCACGGCUGACGAGGCGGCGGUGGAGGCGCUGAGGUCCCAGCUGCUCUGCCAGGCCAGCGAGCUCGCGCAGCUGCGGCGCGCGGCGGUAAACUGCGGCGGUGCGCCCGCGGGCGGCAACAGUGGUGCGACCCCGGCGGCGCCGGCGGAGGCCGCCGCGACGGAGCACGGUUGGGCGUCGGCGGAGGAGGAGCAGGAGGCGGCGGCCAGCGCGGGCGGCGAGCCUGCGCUUGUUGGCGAGCCUGGCGCGGCAGAGGCGGGCUGGAAGCUGGACGUCCGUCAGCGCCGCCCUCUCGAUUCGCGGGCCCCACCGCCGCAGCACGGCUGCGGCGCCGCGGACGCGCCAGCGGGCAGCCUGAAGCGGAGGCCCCCGCAGGUGCUGCCUGGCGCCGCCGCAGGCGCAGUCUCGACGUCGGAAGCGGGCAGCUUCGCAGAUGACGCGCUGUGGCUGCAGGCCCUGGACGACGCCGUGGCAGCGGCGCCGCUGAGCUGCGUGGUGCCAGGGGAGGCCUACCGCAGGGCGAUGGAGGACAUGGGCGACGUGGGCGACGGGGAGGUGGUGCCAGACGUUGCCGAGGACGCCGCGGACGCGGGGGAGGCGCGGAGCGCCAAGCGCGGAGGCGCCAAGGGCGGACGCCCCAGGCGCGGGAGCGCUGCGCCCGAGAGGCCCGGCACCACGAGGGCGCCGUCGGUGGACGGCGGCGCCGCCGAGCGCCCGGGCGCCGAGCCCGACGUGGCCGGCGGUCGGAAGGCUAAGCGCCGGGGCGCGGCCGCGGCCGAUGCCAAAAAGAGGGCGCGCGGCAGUCCGGCGCUGGCGCCUCCUGUAGUGGUAGCCCGUGAGGGGGCCGCGGACGACCCUCCUCGGGGCCUCGCCGGGGACUGCGAGCGGCUGUGGAGGCGCUUCUCGCCCGCCGUGGUGGACGGCGCGAGGUGUGCCGCGCGCGUGUGGGGCAACGGCCGAGGGGGACAGUGCGGUUUUGCACGCUGCGGGGAGCUGGAGUACUGCGUGGGGGUCGACGGAUUCACACCAAGGAGGAGCAGCGCACGCACGGACGCGUGGACGGCCCAAUCCCCGAGGCAAAGGUCCCAAUCUUCGUGA
Molecule: messenger RNA, 3402 nt
Organism: Prorocentrum cordatum
Lineage: Eukaryota; Dinophyceae; Prorocentrales; Prorocentraceae
Source: the annotation of a GenBank genome assembly